Nezara viridula (southern green stink bug) is the source of this 1275-nucleotide messenger RNA. NCBI's taxonomy places the organism in Eukaryota, Metazoa, Arthropoda, Insecta, Hemiptera, Pentatomidae. The record is from the annotation of a GenBank genome assembly.
AUGAAGCACAAACGCCAAACUUUGAGCAAGCAAGGCGAAGAAGGUGAUGAGAAGGAAGGGACGGGAAAACCGAAAUCUGAGAAAGGACUUUUGCUCCACGAUGAGAACAGCAAAAAGAGUUGUCAGAGCUGCGAGCUUCCACCAGGCAUGCUGGGAGAUCACCUCGCCUCCAGGAAUAACAACAACAACAAUACCAGCUUCAACAACAACAGCAACGCCAGCAGCGGGGCCUCCAGUGUCACCAGCACUGCGAGUUCUUUCGAAAAGUUGGAGGAAGACUCCAGGUCUAACGAAAGCAGGGUACUCACCUCGCCCGGACUGAUAGGCAAGAGGCCGGGUGAGGUGGUCGUCAAGACGGAAGGCCUCAGCCUCUGCAGCUCCCCGGGCAAGAAGAUGGUCAAGGAGUCCAGGCUCAUCUCUCCAGACGUCGCCGUCAAGGCCCUCACCCCCGCCUCCACCCCGGGCACCCCGCUUGGACCGCAGGUCAGCCCCCUCGAGAUAGCGGGUCCGUACUCCCGACCGAGGAGCUCUCCAACGGCAGCGACUGCAGUAGCUACAGCUACAGCUUCUGUAACAACAAUUCUACCUAAUUCACCUGUCGUCAAUCCCUCGCUGGUGCAGAUCGUGAGGUGUACUGCUCCUAAUUCCUUCCCCUCACCUCAACGUCAUGACUAUAGGCAGCAGUACCGACAGAAUUACCCGAGGGACUAUGCACAGCGAUACCCGGACUACAGGCAGCAGAGUCCUAGACCGAACGGCAUACAUGCGGCUCGACAACGUGGUUUCAACCAAUACCAAUACCAGAACAUGUAUAACGGGUACGGGCAGGAAUACAACUACCAGCGGCAGUACAGUUAUGAGGAGUAUCAGAACUACAGCUACCAUUACGAACAGCAACAACAACAACAACAACAGCAGCAGCAACAGCCGCAAGACUAUUACCAAGAAAACUACCAAGAGUACACCAAGGCGGGGCAGGCGGCGGGCUACUACGAGAACCAGAUGGGGCACCAAGGGGGCGAAGCCUCAUCGGUGCCGAACCACUACAUCUCCUCACCAGACCCGUUCCCAGUGAACGCCCCCUCAGGAACCAGCCUCAUGACGCCCCCGAACAGCGUGCGAACCGAGUCUUCGGACCACUAUACCUCCUUCCAUCACUUCUACGGCGAACAGCAGCAACAUCAACAAUCCGAGAACAGUAACAGUUCCUCUGACUUUAACUUCCUGACUAACUUAGCCAACGACUUCGCGCCUGAGUAUUACCAGCUCAGCUGA